Helobdella robusta is the source of this 1365-nucleotide messenger RNA. RefSeq lists its product as hypothetical. NCBI's taxonomy places the organism in Eukaryota, Metazoa, Annelida, Clitellata, Rhynchobdellida, Glossiphoniidae. Gene Ontology annotation, molecular function: transmembrane transporter activity. Gene Ontology annotation, biological process: transmembrane transport; monoatomic anion transport. The annotation marks the transcript as partial. The transcript is spliced from 8 exons. The record is from RefSeq and is a predicted model, not a curated record.
CACACACACACACCAAAGGAUGGCCCGUUUGUAUGGGAAAAAAGCGUGCAAGGCCACAUACUCAGUUCAUUUUUCUACGGGUACCUUGUGUCUCAAAUUCCUGGCGGGCUAAUGGCGGAACAGUUUGGCGGCAAAUGGGUGUUGGUGGGAUCGCUGGGCCUUUCCACUUUUGCCACGCUCCUGACCCCAGUGGCCGCGCACAUCCACAUCGGGCUGCUGAUUUUCGUUAGGGUGCUCUGCGGAAUUGGCUCGGGCACUCUGUAUCCAGCCAUGCACGCUAUGUGGGGCCAGUGGUCACCCCCAUUGGAAAGAUCAACCCUAUGCGGACUGACCUACGCCGGUGCCAUGAUGGGCAAUGUAAUAGCUCUACCUGUUUCCGGUUUGCUCUGCCAACAUGGGUUUUCCCAGGGCUGGGAUUCCAUAUUUUAUAUUAUUGGUAUGUCGUCUACAGUCUGCAUAAUUGUAUGGAGUCUGGUGACCAGCAACACGCCAGCCCAACACCCAAAAAUGUCGAGAGAGGAGAAGAAGUACAUCAUUGACUCCAUCAAGAUAGGGGGCGGCAGUACCGCUAAAACUGAUGUGAUCCCGUGGGCAAAAUUCUUCACGUCCGGCCCCGUCUGGGCCCUCAUCAUUGCAAACUUCAGCACAGAUUGGGGCCUAUACACCUACCUUACCAACAUACCUACGUUCUACAAGGAAGUCCUUUUCUUCGAUAUUAGCUCUAAUGGAUUUUUCUCGGCUCUACCAUUCCUGGGCUUGUGGGCGGUUAUGAACAUAGUGCCAGUGAUUGCUGAUAAGUUGCAGUCGUCGGGGGUGCUCAGCACGGUGGCCACGAGAAAAAUAUUCAAUACUAUUGGCCUGGUCGGGCCAGCCAUCCUCCUCAUCUGCCUCAGCUUCAUCGACUGCACGCAGACAGCGGUGGCUGUGGUACUUCUGGUCCUCGCUGUGUCCGUCAGUGGUUUCGUCUUCUCUGGUUAUCUGGUCAACCACAUGGAUAUAGCCCCUCAAUACGCAGGUACCCUUAUGGGACUCACCAAUGGGAUUUCAGCAUGUUCCGGAUUUUUGGCUCCCAAUGUUGCCGCUUAUGUCACGAAGGAUCAAUCCAGAGAAUCCUGGCAGAUCGUCUUCUCGAUAGCAGCGGUGGUGUACGUGGUGGGUGCAGUCCUCUACUGCGUCCUGGCGUCGGCGGAAAUCCAAUCAUGGGCACGGGACCAACUCGAUCCGGUUGAAGUGGAUUUGGAGGAGAAACAGAACGGAAAUGGGAUCUACAAGAUCGCUACUCCCAUCGAAAAUGGCGCGAUGACGCAACCCAUGCUCACCAAGUACGAACCCCUUAAGAAAGAUGCGGAUAAUGUCGUCAGUUAG